CCAAAUCUUGAGUGCUAGAACCCUAAAUCUUUGAGUGCUAGAACCCUAAAAGAAAGUACCUUCUUUUUCUCGCAAUGGCGACUGCGAGCACUAGCAGCAUCCGGCAGCAGCAGGGGCGGCAGCCGGAAUUCAAGUACAUCGUUCCACUGAUAUACGCUCCAAUCCUGCCGCUCAUAAGGCUCGCGUUCCGAAAGAAUCCCGAGGUGAGGGAUCGAGUGUUUGCGGUGGCGCUCGGGAUGGCUUUCGUGCACGGAGGCUAUGUGAUAUCGGAGCUCUAUCAGAAGGAAAGUAGCAGGCAGCCCAAAUUGUGAGGCUGGAUCGCGAGAAAAAAGAGAAGAUCUCCUACUUGAUGAUUCUUGUGGGAGGAUACUCAGCUGGUUUCAUCAUCUCGAGAGUAGAACAGAUCACCGAUGCCGCGAGAGCAGUCUUGAUAAUUCCAAUCUUUUUGGAUCC
Molecule: messenger RNA, 453 nt
Organism: Selaginella moellendorffii
Lineage: Eukaryota; Viridiplantae; Streptophyta; Lycopodiopsida; Selaginellales; Selaginellaceae
Exons: 4
Coding region: 75-311 (78 amino acids)
Cellular component (GO): chloroplast
Source: RefSeq, a predicted model, not a curated record